AGAGACACGCCAUUAUAAUCGAGCUCUUUUUAUCCUCAUAUUAUUCCACUACUGGCUUUAUUUCACCCGUUGAGCUGUAGGACAGAAAGGAUUUCUGUGCAUCCAUGGAGGGAUUAUGGGAUGCCGGCUCCGUCUGCAUCCUCUCGGAUCUCGUCUCCUGCCCGAACCUGACCAACAGCACCAACUCCAGCACAGCCGAGGGCUUCAUCUUGUCUCCUUAUUACCAGCAUUCCCUGCCGACGGCCACGCUGUUCACGCUGGCGUAUCUCUUCAUCUUCCUGCUGUGCCUGAUGGGAAACGGUCUGGUCUGUGCGAUAGUCCUGAGGACCCGGCGCAUGAGAACCGUGACUAACAUCUUCAUCCUGAAUCUGGCCGUCAGCGACCUACUGAUCGGGAUCUUCUGCAUUCCCACCACGUUAGUGGACAACCUCAUCACAGGUUGGCCUUUCAGCAACACGAUAUGCAAGCUGAGUGGCCUGGUACAGGGAACGUCCGUCUGUGCCUCAGUCUUCACACUAGUUGCUAUCGCUGUGGACAGGUUUCGCUGCAUCGUUUACCCGUUCAAGCCCAAACUCACGCUCUUUGUCGCGAAGGUGUCGAUUGGGACGAUCUGGGUGCUUGCGCUCACCAUUAUGUUUCCCUCAGCGUUAAUGUUGACUGUCGAGGAAGAAAAAAACCAUUUCCUGGUUCACAGUGACAACCACAACCGCACGUACCCGCUGUACUCCUGCUACGAGACCUGGCCCGACCCCGAGAUGAGGAAGGUGUACACGACGGUCCUGUUCGUGCACAUAUACGUGAUUCCCCUCGCGCUAAUCAUGCUAAUGUACGGCCGUAUCGGGGCGAAACUGUACGGCACAACCGUCCUUUCCAGCGCCGAGCCUGAAAUUCCUUCACAGGCGAAAUGUCCCGCGUCUCAACGCAAGAUUCGAGUGAUAAAGAUGCUAAUAGUGGUUGCCUUGCUGUUCAUGCUAUCAUGGCUGCCGCUGUGGACGCUAAUGCUACUGACUGAUUACGCUCGUCCAGACGAGGUCAAUCUGGAGCUUCUAACAAGCUAUGUUUUCCCUAUCUCUCAUUGGCUAGCGUUCUCCAAUUCCAGCGUCAAUCCCAUUAUCUACGGCUACUUCAACGAGAACUUUAAGAGAGGCUUUCAAGCCGCGUGUCAGAAGCACGCUUGUUUCCGUAGCCGAAGGAAACGGCGAUUUAGCGUUAAACAGCCCAGGGUUGGAAGUCAGGGUUGUAGCCCGUUGAACACGGGUGCUAGCGGAAAACCGCUCGGUUUGGGAACACGGACAAACCAGAUCUUCACCGAGAGCGAUCUCACCGGAUGCGUUCGCCUGGAGCUCGAGCAUCGGAGCGUUUCAGGAGACGACAAAGCCGAAGGUGGAAGUGGCGCCGUGUCUGUUAAAAGAAAAAGCCACUUCCAAGAUAUUGAGAAAGCAGGAGGUAAAAUAUAUAAUGCCUGGGAGCUUUGAAAACAAAUACAAAAAAACAAACCGUGUCGGACCCAAA
Molecule: messenger RNA, 1512 nt
Organism: Rhinichthys klamathensis goyatoka
Lineage: Eukaryota; Metazoa; Chordata; Actinopteri; Cypriniformes; Leuciscidae
Gene: npffr1l3
Product: neuropeptide FF receptor 1 like 3
Exons: 4
Coding region: 105-1475 (456 amino acids)
Biological process (GO): G protein-coupled receptor signaling pathway
Cellular component (GO): membrane
Molecular function (GO): neuropeptide receptor activity; peptide binding
Source: RefSeq, a predicted model, not a curated record